AUGCCAACGCUGCGGGACGUCUUUAUCGCCGCCCUCAAGUCUUUGCUGCGAGGCAAGACCUUCCUCCAGGCCCUGCUCGCCUUCUGGAUGAGCCCUGCGGCAAUCAAGGACGCCGCACCCGCGUCCGCUAUACCCAAAGGAGCCGACCUGGCCUCCAAACCGCACAGGAGCCCCGAGGACUUCCUCGCCGAGGCCCAGGAGCUGCUGUUGCACCCCGUCCGCCCCGACGGCCUGAGGGACUUCUCGCGGGCACUGAAGGCACAGUUCAGGGAUGGCCUGCUAAACAACCCGGCCUGCAUGCUGCCCUCUUACAACCACCAGCUCCCAAGCCGCUCAGAACAUGGCCACUAUCUCGCCCUCGACGUCGGCGGCUCAACGCUACGCGUGGCCCUGGUCGAGCUGCGAGGCCGCGAGGCCCGCGGCAGUGAGAGCCGCAUCGCCCGCCUGGAUUCCUUCAGGAUAGACCCGGCCAUCAAGAAGCUGAGGGGCACUGCCUUUUUCGACUGGAUGGCCCAGAGGAUAGUGGACACGGUGUCCCAGGCCCUGGAGCACGACAACAGCCCCGAGGAGCCCCUGCUCAUGGGCCUGGCAUGGAGUUUCCCAAUCGAGCAGACCUCCCACAAGGGCGGCAAGCUGCAGGGCAUGGGCAAGGGCUUCCUGGCGGCCGAGGGCCUCCUCGGCCACGACCUCGGGGACAUUAUCAGGACCGCCUGCAGGACAAAGGGCCUUCACGUCGAGCUGGCCGCCAUCGUGAACGACUCGUCCGCCUGUCUCUUGUCCGAGGCCUACCUCAACUCAUCCACGCGCUUCGGCCUGAUACUGGGCACCGGUGUUAAUAUUGCCGUUCAUCUUCCCAUUCCCACCAUUGGCAGGGAAAAGUUCGGCAGCCGGCCGGACUUCUGGUUCGAAAAGGCAAGCCACGUUAUCGUUAAUACGGAGCUCGGCAUGUUUGGUAAGGGCAUCCUGCCGGUGACGCGGUGGGACAGGGCCCUCAACGCCGCCCACCCAAAACCCGACUUCCAGCCCUUGGAACACAUGGUCAGCGGCUUUUACCUGGGCGAGAUGUGCAGGCUCGCCCUCAUCGAGGCCAUCGGCUCAACCGGCGUGCUGGGCGGCGUCGUGCCCCCAUCGUUGCAGCUGCCUUAUUCUCUCGACUCGGAAACAAUAUCUCUGAUAGAAGCAGAUACAUCAGCGUCGCUGAAACCAUCAAUAACCAUGUUCCAAUCCCGCCACCCCUCACCCGUCGCGCCAACCACAGCAGACGUCGCAUUCAUCCGCUCCCUCGCAUCGUACAUAUCACGGCGCUCCGCCGCCAUCGUAGCGUCCUCGCUCUUUGCCCUCUGGCAGUUCAAGAACGAGGCCGAGGCCGACCUCCUGACCUCCUCGUACCCGGGCCGGCCGCACUUCGCCGCCGCCGCCGCGCGGGGCGAGCUGGCCCUCGACGACCACGUGGUCGCCUUCAACGGGUCCGUCAUCGAGCACUACCCGUGCUACCUCCAGAACUGCCAGGGCUACAUCGACGGGCUCCUCUCGUCCGUCGGCGCCAGGCCCGGCGCCAUCAGCCUUGCGGGCGCCAAGGAGAGCUCUCUGCUCGGGGCGGCGGUCGCGCUGGCUUGUCUGGAGGAGGGCAAGGCGAAUUGA
This is a messenger RNA of Diaporthe batatas, 1641 nucleotides long. RefSeq lists its product as uncharacterized. The transcript is spliced from 2 exons. The record is from RefSeq and is a predicted model, not a curated record. Gene Ontology annotation, cellular component: cytosol; mitochondrion. Gene Ontology annotation, molecular function: D-glucose binding; glucokinase activity; mannokinase activity. Gene Ontology annotation, biological process: glycolytic process; glucose 6-phosphate metabolic process; intracellular glucose homeostasis. Lineage: Eukaryota; Fungi; Ascomycota; Sordariomycetes; Diaporthales; Diaporthaceae. The coding region runs from base 1 to 1641 and encodes 546 amino acids.